UUAGUGCUGUGCCAUAGAUGGCUAUUGAUCUUUAAGUGCGCUCAAAGCUUCAACGCCGUUCAAUUAAUCCGGUCUCCUAACAGAGAUCCUUAUACGUCCAUACUGGUUCGCGCUCCCGAUUCUUUUUCAUCGUCGCGUUGAAAUCGCGUCGCACCGCCGCUGGCUAUCCGCUAUCAUCUGUCCCGGUGAAGUUGUGACGAACUCGUUCAAAACAAAAAUAAAAGGGACUCGGGAAGCCAAACAGAAUGGCACCUCGGUAUGCCGUGUCGGACUCGGACGACGAUUCCGACUCGAGUCAAUCAGCGGCGAUUUCAAAGCCCUCCGAUGGAGCUCUCGAAAAAGCCCUACGCGACGCGGUCGCGCAGAUCUACCGGUCAGGGAAAAUGGAGGAAUUGACUGUCAAGAGAGUGCGAUUGGCGGCAGAGAGAGCACUUGGAUUAGAGGAAGGGUUCUUCAAGGGGGAUAGCGCGUGGAAAGCGAAGAGUGAUCAGAUUAUCAAGGACGAAGUGGAGGAAGGAGAACAAGGAGAACAAGAAGAACAAGAAGAAGAAGAAGAAGAAGAAGAAGAUAUUCACUUGUCUCCCCAAAAGACCGCGAAACCUACCAAACGCGCAAAACCUACAAGUACCCCUACAUCAAGGAAACGCAGAAAGACAGAAACCCCAGAGCCCGAGGCCUCAGACGACAAGGAAACCGGUGCGCUCAGCGACAGCGAGGAUGAGGACGAGGUCAAGAACCCUAGCGGAAGACGGUCAAAAACUGAAUCAGAACGCGCCGACUCGGCCGAUGCAGCCGAGGAAGCCGCCGAUACUGAGAAGGUCGAUUCGGAGAGUGAAAUGUCGGUUGUCCUCGAUGAGGAACCCAAACCCAGCCGCAAACGAGGGAAAAGCUCAGAGAGCACGUCGGCGAAAGCUGAAAUCAAGCGGUUGCAAGGAUGGCUGGUCAAAUGUGGUAUUCGCAAGGUGUGGUCUCGAGAGCUGGCUCCGUAUGAUACACCGAAAGCGAAGGUGAAGCAUCUGAAGGACAUGUUGAAGGAUGCGGGAAUGGACGGGCGCUACUCACUAGAGAAGGCCAAACAGAUCAAAGAGAAACGGGAGUUUGAAGCCGAUCUUGCCAUGAUCAAGGAGGGUGAAAAGCAUUGGGGCCGCGGAAGUGUGGAGGAGGAGAGUGACAGCUCUCGACCUCGACGGAGACUCAAUCGGGGUCGACAGACUCUGGCCUUCUUAGAAAGCGAUGGGGAAGAGACUGAUUGA
Messenger RNA from Aspergillus novofumigatus IBT 16806, 1253 nucleotides. Its product is annotated as putative transcriptional regulator. The transcript is spliced from 3 exons. Bases 246 to 1253 code for a protein of 335 amino acids. Lineage: Eukaryota; Fungi; Ascomycota; Eurotiomycetes; Eurotiales; Aspergillaceae. Gene Ontology annotation, cellular component: nucleus. The record is from RefSeq and is a predicted model, not a curated record.